This is a messenger RNA of Phodopus roborovskii (desert hamster), 1593 nucleotides long. RefSeq names its product epoxide hydrolase 4 (gene Ephx4). Gene Ontology annotation, molecular function: hydrolase activity. The record is from RefSeq and is a predicted model, not a curated record. The transcript has 7 exons. Bases 420 to 1496 code for a protein of 358 amino acids. Lineage: Eukaryota; Metazoa; Chordata; Mammalia; Rodentia; Cricetidae.
UCUUUUUUUCUGCCUGGCCUGGUAACUUUGAAGAAACAGUUAAAGUGAACAGUUAACAUCUGCAAGAGAUUGUCUAGUGUACCUACCUGAAGAAAUAAUGCCACAAUUUAGUAAAAGUCCCUCCCGCCCUCCGUGGUUCUUGCAUCCAGAAAAAGGCCUGAGGCAUUCCCGGUUAUCCGGGAACUUGAACCUGUUCAGAGCAGGACGCUUCGGCGGGAACCCAGGAUGGCAUUCAGCGCCGCCUUCCUUUCGCUAGGCGCUAGCGAAGUGGCACGGGAGGCAGAGGACAACCGGAGCCGGCCUCUCUCUGUGCGGUCCCGGAGGCCUGGGCGCGCGGCGUGUGCGAGGUCGGGCGGGCGCGCGGGGAGGGCGGCAGGCGGGGCAGGGACGCCACAGCUCGGCUCCCGAAAGGCCGCCCCAUGGCCCCGCCGCGCCCGCCCCGCCUGGUGCCCGCGCUGCGCGCCCUGCUGUACUGGUCCCUAGUGUACGGCUACUGCGGGCUGUGCGCCUCCGUCCACCUGCUCAAACUUUUGUGGAGCAUCGGCAAGGCACCGGCUCAGACCUUCCGCCGGGCGGCCCGGACAAACCCUCCGGCGUGCCUGAACGACCCCUCCUUGGGUACCCACUGCUACGUGCGGAUCAAGGAUUCAGGGUUAAGAUUUCACUAUGUUGCCGCCGGAGAAAGGGGCAGACCACUCAUGCUACUACUUCAUGGAUUUCCAGAAUUCUGGUAUUCUUGGCGGCAUCAACUAAGAGAAUUUAAGAGUGAGUACCGAGUUGUCGCACUGGAUCUGAGAGGUUACGGAGAGUCAGACGCGCCCAUUCACCAAGAGAGUUAUAAACUCGACUGUCUAAUUGCAGAUAUAAAGGAUGUUUUAGACACCUUAGGGUAUAGCAAAUGUGUCCUGAUUGGCCACGACUGGGGAGGCAUGAUUGCCUGGCUGAUUUCCAUCUGCUACCCUGAGAUGAUAAUGAAGCUUGUUGUUAUUAACUUCCCACAUCCAAGUGUAUUUGCAGACUACAUACUUCGGCACCCUGCCCAACUGUUCAGAUCUAGCUUCUAUUACUUCUUCCAAAUACCAUGGUUGCCAGAAUUUAUGUUCUCAAUUAAUGAUUUCAAGGCUUUGAAACACCUGUUCACCAGUCAGAGCACUGGCAUUGGAAGGAAAGGACGUAGGCUGACGACAGAGGAUCUAGAAGCUUACAUUUAUGUCUUCUCACAGCCUGGGGCACUGAGCGGUCCAAUUAACCAUUACCGAAACAUUUUCAACUGUCUGCCUCUCAAACAUCACAUGGUGACGACCCCGACACUACUCCUGUGGGGAGAGGAAGAUGCGUUUAUGGAGGCGGAGAUGGCUGAAGUCACAAAGACUUAUGUUAAAAACUAUUUCAGACUCACCAUUUUGUCAGAAGGUAGCCACUGGCUUCAGCAAGACCAACCUGACACAGUGAACAGGCUGAUCUGGGCAUUCCUCAGGGAGGAGAGGAGAGAAUGACUUCAUUUCCUGUGAGGAGUCUCUUAUGGAAUCCAGAAAAACUUAAGACUUGUUCAUCAACUUAAGUUUUAUUAGAAAAAAACCCCACCCAUUUUAA